Molecule: messenger RNA, 423 nt
Organism: Lichtheimia ornata
Lineage: Eukaryota; Fungi; Mucoromycota; Mucoromycetes; Mucorales; Lichtheimiaceae
Exons: 4
Coding region: 1-423 (140 amino acids)
Source: RefSeq, a predicted model, not a curated record
AUGUCUGACGAGAGUGUCAUUGCCCUUGGUGAAAAGUUCCAGCAAUUGCGCAAUCGGCCAGGCAAAUACGAUGGUGCUGAGUACGAUGAAAGCGUGGAUUCCUUUGAAGGUGAAAAGUACAAAGUUAUGAAGGGCUUGAGUGAUCAAUUGGGACUACCUGGAACACCAGCAGCCGAUGUCUUGGCACGUUUGGGGAAACCUGAUGAAUUGACUCCUUCGUUGCAAGGUGAACCUGCAGCACCGGUGAUGCCAGGUCCUGUGGUGGGUGCUGGUGCAGAUGCAGGAGUAGCAACAACCGCACAACAACAGCCACCCUAUUACUUUGUCUAUUAUUGGCGUCACAAGCACGAUUAUCUCUAUUUCAAGAUUGAUCCUAUCCAGGAGAAAGUGAUCACAUCCGAAUGGCAUAUGACCAAGGAUUAG